This is a messenger RNA of Anoplopoma fimbria (sablefish), 1574 nucleotides long. RefSeq names its product doublesex and mab-3 related transcription factor 2a (gene dmrt2a). Gene Ontology annotation, cellular component: nucleus. Gene Ontology annotation, molecular function: DNA-binding transcription factor activity, RNA polymerase II-specific; RNA polymerase II cis-regulatory region sequence-specific DNA binding. The record is from RefSeq and is a predicted model, not a curated record. NCBI's taxonomy places the organism in Eukaryota, Metazoa, Chordata, Actinopteri, Perciformes, Anoplopomatidae. Gene Ontology annotation, biological process: sex differentiation; regulation of transcription by RNA polymerase II.
UCAACCUCUGGAGAGAUACACUGGGUGUUAACAUGUCAGAAGACACCGGCUGUGAGUUUGACAUCGACGUGGAGAGCCUGGAGGUGGAGGUCGACGACCCGGCGGACUGCCUGCACCCUGAGGCCGCCUCCGAGGACGAGGACGGGCCUGUGAAGAGCCAGGACCAGCCGGGAGCAGGUGUCUCAGGCCCGGGAGAACAGAGGAAGCUCAGCCGGACUCCCAAGUGCGCUCGGUGCCGCAACCACGGCGUGGUGUCCUGCCUGAAGGGCCACAAGCGCUUCUGCCGCUGGAGGGACUGCCAGUGCGCAAACUGCCUGCUGGUGGUGGAGAGGCAGCGCGUGAUGGCGGCGCAGGUCGCCCUGAGGAGGCAGCAGGCCACCGAGGAUAAGAAAGGAAUAUCUGGAAAACCGAUCUCAGCAGAGAGGAGGACGAUAUAUCAGCGGCACAUUCGACCGUCCACCAUGCUCGCCAAAAGCAUCCUAGAAGGAUAUCGUCCGGUACAGUCUGAUCCCUUCCUGGCGGCCAACCAAUCUCUCCCCCCGCCGCUGAGCGACCGCAUGAGGAAGAGGAGGGCCUUCGCCGACAAGGAGCUGGAAACCAUCAUGCUGGAGCGGGAGUACAAAGAGCGGGAGAUGCUGGAGAACAGCCAGGCGGCCUCGCUCAUCUUCCCCAACGGCAUGGCUCACCACGCCGCCGCCGAGUACAACUACAAGACGUCCUACUCGCCGGCAGCUCAGGCCGAGCCGCAGCCCAAAGACCUGUGCAACUUCCUCGGCCCGAACUGCCUGGAUCUGUCCAUGCAGUACCCGGCCGGCUCCGCCAACGUGGAGCUCAUCUCCAACGUCAGCGUGGCCACCACCUACCGACACUACCCGAUGCAGUCGUCGCGGGGCUUCAUGAUGUGGCCCCGCGGGGCGGCCAACCUGGGCGACGCCCUGCUCUACCAGCAGUGCCUGUUCAACGCCACGGCGGUGCAGAACAUGAAGCCCAGUGCGGUGUGGGAGCCAAAAGCGGUGCCCGUCGAGAGCCAGCCGCCUGAACAGGAGGCCGCCGCUGCAGCCAAGCUGGACGGAUCCAGAGCAGCUGCGCUUCCGGACUCCUCGGACCCCCAACGGGCUGAUCCCAAACCCCCCGGUGUUACCCAGAGGGGGCCGCGGGAGCGCUCGGCCUUCUCUCCGCCCAAAAGGAGCUUUGGACAAUCCUUCCCCAACAACUCUCAUUCCCAAAACUCCGGCCAAGUUCUAAACAAGCUGAGCAAGGACAGCGCGAAGCUCUCCAUGAAACUCAACUCCUUUCACUCCCUCAUCCAGCACUCGCUGGGGGAGAAAUCCAGCGGCGGGGCCGGGCUGGAGCUCAGGGCGCCGUACUGCAAAGAGCUCUUAGAGGAGGCCGCACGGAAGUUCAGGGAGGGCUCCGCCAAGGACAUUCAGGCCGUGAAAAUCACCGACAGGUACGCCAAAGACUUUCUGUCAAAGCCUGUGGGGACCAAGAUGGCGUCCAGUGAGUCUUUGUCCUUCUCGGUGGAGGCCAUACUGAAGAGGCCCACGCCUGCCAUGAGUCGAGCAUUCCAUUAA